Dromiciops gliroides (monito del monte) is the source of this 1093-nucleotide messenger RNA. Its product is annotated as synaptonemal complex central element protein 1-like. The transcript is spliced from 11 exons. Gene Ontology annotation, biological process: synaptonemal complex assembly. The coding region runs from base 1 to 867 and encodes 288 amino acids. Lineage: Eukaryota; Metazoa; Chordata; Mammalia; Microbiotheria; Microbiotheriidae. Gene Ontology annotation, cellular component: synaptonemal complex. The record is from RefSeq and is a predicted model, not a curated record.
AUGGAGAAAGAGAACUGUAAUCCCAGAAUUGAAGAAAUGACCAAUAUAAUUAAUGAACUGCAAAAAGCCCACAAAAUUGCAAACGAGGAGCUUCGGGAAAGCCAGGCGGAAAGGGAAGUAUUGAAGAAAGAACUGGAUGAAUUAAACAUGGAAAAGACUCAUCUGGAGGAAAUCUUAAGUAUGAAGCAGGAAACCCUGCACAUCCUUCAACAGCACUAUGGAGAAGAGGAGAGCAGAGUCCUGAGACAACAGGCUAUGUCUCAGGACUGCAUCUGCAGGAUGACAGAUCUGAAUUCUAAGAUUCAGGAAGAGAAACUAAGAAGGAGGAAGCAGAGAGUGGAGUUUGAACAGCAGCUAGAGGAGCUGAUGGAAAAGCAUAAGGCUCUAUGGGAAUUACAUACACCAGAGAGGCUGUCUCAAGAAAUCAACAAUAUGGCUGGUAGCAAGGAUCAGCUCCUGGAGGAGGGAAGGCUAAUUCAGGAGAAUCUGGAUGCCAUUGAAAAACAACUGGCUGGGCUGCCUUACGCCAAGGCCAGGGCUGCAUCUUUGACUGGUGACGACAGUGAAAUAGCCUUCCUCUGCAGUGAGGAAGCUGCGGCUGCUAUGCAUCUGUUUGAGGAGGAAAACAAGAAGGCCACGCAGUUCCUGGAGGCAGCCUCUGAGCACUACCAGGAGCUGCAGCAGAAGUACCAUAGGCUGAAGAUGGAGUUGGAAGCUGGUGGCCAAGGUGAUAUCAGAGGGCCCAAGAGGAGCAUCAUAGAGGCAGCUGCUGAAGGGGGCAGUGGUGUGGUUGCUGAGGGGGCCCUGGGAGAGCUAAAGACCCCAAAGAAGCCAGGAUUAGGGGACUUUUCUUUCCAGGCUACUUAGGAAAUCUCUGAGGAUCAGGAAAGAGAAAGGAAGGGGGAUAGUGAUGGACAGGGAUGUUACUAGAAGUUUGUUCCAAGGGGAUCCUUAUCAGUUUUUUGGUCUGUAGCCUGUUGUGAAGCCCCUAAGGGCCUGGGAGGAGGAGCAGAAUCCCACUGGGCAAGCCUCAGACUUGUCCUAGAGCCUCAUGGGGAGCACACCCACUUGCCCCAGAAGGGAAUUGCAGCCU